Eurytemora carolleeae is the source of this 1017-nucleotide messenger RNA. RefSeq lists its product as uncharacterized. The transcript has 12 exons. The record is from RefSeq and is a predicted model, not a curated record. The coding region runs from base 178 to 933 and encodes 251 amino acids. NCBI's taxonomy places the organism in Eukaryota, Metazoa, Arthropoda, Copepoda, Calanoida, Temoridae.
CUGAUUGAAAUUAGAAAAUGAAAAUGCUGCAGUGGCUGCUAGUGCUGGUGGUAGCACAUACUGCAAAGGCUCAGGAGGCAGACAGCUUUGGUAGAUAUGAUUACGACAGAUAUGGAUACCGAGUGUAUAGAUACUGUUUAUGUUCAGAUAUGAAUACCUAGUGUAUAGAUACUGUUUAUGUUCAGAUAUGGAUACCGAGUGUAUAGAUACUGUUUUGACCGGUAUGCCCGACCUGAGAACCAGUGUAAGUCAGGGUACGGACGAGGAGUAGGGUAUCCCAGCAGUUACUAUAAUGAUCCGUACAUCAAUAGAUAUGACGACUUCUCUGGCAGAAACAAUGCCAACACUGGGACAGGCACAGGAAGCAACGCAAACAGCGGAACUGGGAAUGGGUUUCGAGAUAACGACUACUAUGGGAGUACUGGCAGUAGGAAUGGAGUAUAUGCUGGGAAAGGAAGGUUCCGUGAGUAUGGUGCAGAUGUGGAACUGAUCUGUGAGUUUCCACGUGGAACAAAUAUAGUUUCAAAUAUUGUUUGGGAACGCGUUCCAAGCAGCCCUGGAGACAGGCGGUAUCCAGUCUACCAACAGGACUGGAUGGGGUCAAGAAUGCAGGUUCGCAGAAUCGGAGAUUACGGUUCUAAACUUAUCAUCAACGGCUGGGAUGAAAGAGAUAGAGGAGAAUACAGAUGUACAGCAAGUCGUUCCAGUACAGGGUACAGCAGAUAUUCAGAUACAGUCUAUAUGGUGGUAGAUUUCUAUCCUCCAGGAUAUGGACCAGGAUACAGUGAUUACUCUAGAUACAAUAAUUAUGAUUCUCAUUUUUCACGAGAUAGUUACUAUCCUAACUACAGGAGUCUUCUUCUAACUGCAACCAAGGAGAAAAUAGUUUCCGAAGAUGAACAUGAAAAAGAUAUUGAGAAAACUAGAAAAUAAAGAAAAUAAUGAAAAAUGAAUCCUCUACAAUUCUCUCAUAAUACUUGCACUUAUACUUUCAACAAAUAAAAUUAUUCUAAAUUU